AUGGCUAAGAAAGAGAUGGAAGUUGUAAAGGGCGUUGAUCUACAGAGAUACAUGGGCCGAUGGUACGAAAUUGCUUCAUUUCCAUCAAGAAAUCAGCCUAAAAACGGAACCAAUACUAGGGCUACAUACACACUGAAAGACGAUGGAACUGUUCAUGUUCUAAACGAGACUUGGAGUGAUGGAAAGAGAGGAUUCAUUGAAGGCACUGCUUAUAAAGCUGAUCCCAAUAGCGAUGAAGCGAAAUUGAAGCCUUCGAAGAAGUCUCUCUGGAUAUUGUGCAGAGAAAACCAUCUGGAUGAUGAGAUAUACGAGCAGCUGAUUGAGAAAGCGAAGGGAGAAGGGUAUGAUGUGAGCAAUCUGAAGAAGACGACACACACAGACCCACCACCGGAGACUGAAGGUGCUCCCGCUGACACCAAGGGCGUGUGGUGGUUGAAAUCAAUAUUCGGGAAAUAAGAGAUGGUCGAUAUCGUGGUUUACUGAAUUUAGAUGUUGGUUAUGUAUAUUUAGUUCAUGUAGUAAUGAAUAUGUUGUAUUCGUUUUUGUAUUUUUCAUCAAAUCAUGUAUAAUUCUAAAAAUACAUAUCACAAAUCAUAUGUGGCCAUGUAACACAAAUUCGUUAUUCUUUGCAUAUACCUCAUUAACUAUCAAAUCACUUGAUACUCA
Lactuca virosa is the source of this 666-nucleotide messenger RNA. The record is from the annotation of a GenBank genome assembly. Lineage: Eukaryota; Viridiplantae; Streptophyta; Magnoliopsida; Asterales; Asteraceae.